Molecule: messenger RNA, 582 nt
Organism: Ilex paraguariensis (yerba mate)
Lineage: Eukaryota; Viridiplantae; Streptophyta; Magnoliopsida; Aquifoliales; Aquifoliaceae
Source: the annotation of a GenBank genome assembly
AUGGGCAACCACAUUUCAUGCCGGCCAUCGGACGGCAGCGGAAAAGUCAUUCUUUCAGAUGGCACGAUUCAUCGGUAUGACCAACCAUUAACGGUUGGAGAGCUCAUGAUAGAGCACCCACAACAGGUGGUGGUCGAAAUCCAGUCAAUUUUGAAUGGUGGAAGAAAGGCAAGUCCAUUGCCUGCUGAUAAUAAGCUUGAGAAAAACAAGGUUUACCUCAUGCUUCCAAUAAAGAGAGGCAAGCCAACGACAUUGUCGUCUGAAGAAGCUCGUCGGCUUCUUUUAAGUGCAAAUUCAGUACUCAAAUCCAAGUCUCUUGUAUCCAUAUUAGGGCUUCUCCCAUUGUUUGCAAAAAUAUGUUCUGCGGACACCGGAGAUGGACAAGAGUUUGUGCUGCAUCGGAAAGAAAACUUGGCGGAGAAGAUAGAGGAGACGAACAAAGAAAGGUUUUUCCCUGAAACCUUGGAGGGGCAGAGGCUAGAAUAUUUAAGCAGGCAAUUCUCAGGGAAGGGGUGGAAGCCCAAUUUAUAUACAAUUAUGGAGAACAAAGUGAAGACAAAGGUCCGUCACUGGUUGUUCUGA